Messenger RNA from Odobenus rosmarus divergens (Pacific walrus), 825 nucleotides. It is a transcript of the gene PIGL, whose product is annotated as phosphatidylinositol glycan anchor biosynthesis, class L. The record is from RefSeq and is a predicted model, not a curated record. The transcript has 7 exons. NCBI's taxonomy places the organism in Eukaryota, Metazoa, Chordata, Mammalia, Carnivora, Odobenidae. Gene Ontology annotation, biological process: GPI anchor biosynthetic process. The coding region runs from base 27 to 785 and encodes 252 amino acids. Gene Ontology annotation, cellular component: endoplasmic reticulum. Gene Ontology annotation, molecular function: N-acetylglucosaminylphosphatidylinositol deacetylase activity.
CGCAGGCGCAGUGCCACUUAGAGAGGAUGGAAGUUGUGGGUUUUCUGUGCUUGGCAGCGGCGAUUCUCGCAUGGGGCUUCGUCUGGCUUUGGGACUCCUGGGAAAGAAUGAAGAGUCAGGAGCCGGCUGGCGUCCCGGGAGAUGGAAGCAGGACCCUCCUGGUGAUCGCGCACCCCGACGAUGAAGCCAUGUUCUUUGCUCCCACUGUGCUAGGCUUGGCGCGCCUGAGGCACCGGCUGUCCUUGCUCUGCUUCUCCGCAGGAAAUUACUACAAUCAAGGGGAGGUGCGUAAGAAAGAACUUUUGCAGAGCUGUGAUGUUUUGGGGAUUCCAUCCUCCAGUAUAAUGAUUAUUGACAACAGGGACUUCCCAGAUGACCCAGAUGUGCAGUGGGACACAGAGCGUGUGGCCAGCAUCCUUCUCCAGCACAUAGAUGCGAACGGCAUCAACCUGGUGGUGACUUUCGAUGCAGGGGGAGUCAGUGGUCACUGCAAUCACGUUGCUCUGUAUGCGGCCGUGAGGACCCUGCACUCAGAAGGGAAGUUACCUAACGGGUGUUCUGUGCUCACGCUUCAGUCAGUGAAUGUGUUGCGCAAGUACAUCUCCCUUCUGGACCUGCCCUUUUCUCUGCUUCACACCCGGGAUGUCCUCUUCGUGCUCACCAGCAAAGAAGUGGCACAGGCCAAGAGAGCCAUGUCCUGCCACCGAAGCCAACUGCUCUGGUUCCGCCGCCUCUACGUGCUCUUCUCUAGGUACAUGAGAAUCAACUCCCUGCACUUCCUCUGAAGCCUGGCGGAGUCUUCUGGUCCAAGGAACACAGGGAGAA